AUGAGCACAGCAUUUGAAAGCCUUCCUAUUAUCGACUUGGCACCAUUGCAAGACCCCCAAGUAUCUCCAGAAACCCUCAAGAAAUUGGCCGCUACUGUGAGGCAUACUUUUGAGACGGUGGGAUUCGCAUAUUUGGUGAACCAUAAUGUAAAUCUGAAUCACGAAGAACUUUUUGAUACUGCUCGAGAAUUCUUUGCGUUGCCUCAUGAAGAAAAACUUCACCUGGCCAAGAAGACAUUUGUUUCUUCCAACAACAACACUUACCGCGGCUACUUUCCUGUUCAAAAGAACGACACAUCUUACAAAGAAGGUUUUGAAGUUGGGUCUUCUGAAUCCGGUGAUUCACUUGGUGAAGCUUUUGGCAAAUUCAACCUACAGGAACACAAUGUGUGGCCUGAACAUCAACCUGAAUUUCAAAAGAAGACAGAAGAGUACUUUGACGGGUGCACAAGAUUAGGGAACCAGCUGAUGAGCAUGGUGGCCAUCUCGUUUGGACUGGAAGAAGAUUAUUUUGAACCAUUAUUUAAUCCUACGGCUUCAACUCUACGCUAUCUACACUAUCCUGCUCGCAGUGUCAAGGCAGAAGACAGUGCUACAAAUGAUGACGAUGAUGCAUUACUCUCUUGCAGUAAGCACACCGACUCCGGUAUCGUAACUUUGUUGUGCCAAGACACAGUGGGCGGAUUGGAAGUACAAAACUCGUUAGGAAAAUGGAUCCCUGCUCCUUAUGUGCCUGAAUCAUUUGUUGUCAACCUCGGUGAUCUGAUGACCCGCUGGACAAACGGAAAGUUUGUAGCAACAAUGCAUCGAGUAAGAGCUACCAACCAGGACCGCCUCAGUAUACCCUUCUUCUUUGAGCCUCGUUUGGAUUGUCUCAUCACUCCUCUUCAGCCUUGCCUGGAAAAUGGUGUUUCAUACUACAGCCCGGUUCGCUAUGGUGAACACGUCCUUGGUAAAAUGGCCACUUGGGUCGAGUACCAAGACGAUCGGGAGACCGAAACGAACCACACGCAAAUAACUGCCUAUCCUAUUUCUGUCGCAUAACGGAUUUUUAUUCUCCUAGUGUUUAUUCCUUACCAACAAAUUUGUUUUGAUCUUCAAUGAAACAUUUGUCAGUCAAAUGAAAUAAAAGACAUAUUUAUCCCCCAGGAUUUGACGACCAAGCAUUUCUCAAAAUCCUAGUCUCCGGUUUCACU
This is a messenger RNA of Umbelopsis ramanniana AG, 1196 nucleotides long. RefSeq lists its product as uncharacterized. Gene Ontology annotation, molecular function: dioxygenase activity. Lineage: Eukaryota; Fungi; Mucoromycota; Umbelopsidomycetes; Umbelopsidales; Umbelopsidaceae. The transcript is spliced from 2 exons. The record is from RefSeq and is a predicted model, not a curated record. The coding region runs from base 1 to 1044 and encodes 347 amino acids.